CUGAGGAACCAAAUAGAUUUUGGUUACCUUCAGGAGUUAGGUUCCUUCCCAUAGCUCAGCUGUUAUUUGAUUCAAGAAUUUUGGUUGUCAUCCUUACAAAAGGAAGACCAAAAUGAACUGUUUUUCAUGUUGCACGUCGGAGGAGACACUAACAAAAAGGUCAUUACAGAAGAGCAUCAAGGAAUAUCAUGACACAAGAGUCUUGGCUUCGUUUGCCAAUAUUUCCUUCAACAGUGAUAACAGCAAAAAGAGACUCAUAGGCCAAGAAAUAACUAAAGGGGGCAAAGGCAAUGUAAUUUUCAGAUACCGUGAGAUAUGCACAGCCACUAACAACUUCAACCCUCGCAAUCAAAUUGGUGAAGGUGGCUUUGGUAGAGUCUAUAAAGGACUUAUUGAAAACUCAAAUAAAGUUGUUGCUGUGAAGCAGCUUGAUAAGAAUGGAUAUCAAGGGAACAGAGAAUUCCUGGUUGAGCUAUUGAUGUUGGUUCUUCUUAAACAUCCUAACCUUGUUGAAUUGGUUGGAUAUUGCAUAGAAGGGGAUCAAAGGAUUUUGGUCUAUGAAUACAUGGCUAAUGGCUCCUUGGAGGAUCAUCUUAUAGAUUUACCUCCAAACAAGAUGCCAUUGGAUUGGAAUACUAGGAUAAAAAUCGCGGUAGGAGCGGCUAAAGGCCUUGAAUACAUGCAUGAAAUAGCUAAUCCUCAAGUGAUAUACCGAGACUUUAAAACAUCAAACAUAUUACUAGACCAGGAUUUCAAUCCAAAGCUCUCUGAUUUCGGACUCGCAAAGGUCAGUCCAUCCGGAGAUAAUUCGCAUGUAUUCACCAGUGUUAUCGGAACCUACGGAUACUGUGCACCUGAAUAUAUACAAAUCGGCCAGUUAUCGACGAAAUCCGAUGUUUACAGCUUUGGGGUCGUGUUUUUGGAGCUCAUCACAGGAAGAAGAGCAGUAGACAAUUCAAGACCACCGCGAGAAAGGAAUCUUGUUUCUUGGGCAAAACCUUUAUUGAAUCACAGAAAGAAGUUCGUAUUAUUGGCUGAUCCAUUGCUCGCUGGAGAUUAUCCCAUUAAGGGCCUCCACCACGCACUUACGGUUGCAGCAAUGUGUCUGCAGGAAGAACCGUCUCUUCGGCCAUUGAUGAGUUACGUCGUAAGGUCCCUCAAGUGCUUAAUUACAUACAGUGAACCAGCAGAAGGGAAGAAUAUGAAGCAUUAUCAAAUGGUGGACGAAUCUAACUGCAUCAUAUAAUAUAUUAUUUAUAUAUAUAUGAACGAAG
This is a messenger RNA of Gossypium raimondii (Peruvian cotton), 1274 nucleotides long. Its product is annotated as probable serine/threonine-protein kinase PBL23. The transcript has 5 exons. Gene Ontology annotation, molecular function: ATP binding; protein kinase activity. Gene Ontology annotation, biological process: protein phosphorylation. Lineage: Eukaryota; Viridiplantae; Streptophyta; Magnoliopsida; Malvales; Malvaceae. The coding region runs from base 113 to 1246 and encodes 377 amino acids. The record is from RefSeq and is a predicted model, not a curated record.